Odontomachus brunneus is the source of this 11346-nucleotide messenger RNA. It is a transcript of the gene larp, whose product is annotated as la-related protein 1B. The record is from RefSeq and is a predicted model, not a curated record. Gene Ontology annotation, biological process: mRNA stabilization; positive regulation of translation. Gene Ontology annotation, molecular function: RNA cap binding. The coding region runs from base 1032 to 5387 and encodes 1451 amino acids. The transcript has 17 exons. NCBI's taxonomy places the organism in Eukaryota, Metazoa, Arthropoda, Insecta, Hymenoptera, Formicidae. Gene Ontology annotation, cellular component: cytosol; cytoplasmic stress granule.
CGUGUACAGAUGCCUCGCCAGCGUUGGCCGCAGUAGGCCACAUGUGUCUCGUGCACCGCUUUCCCGUGGAAAAGGCUCUCGCCGAAGAUGCGCCGUGUUUACGUAACCGUAAGCGGUAACGCGGUACCACGCCGGUUCUAAUAGACGUGCGUACUCAUCGUGAGCAUAGCACGCGGUCAUAUCGGACACGCAGGCAACGCCGUCGCGAGUUUACGGGUCGAGCAGUGAGCCAAAUCGAGACGACACAGCAGUCUGUCUGCGCUGUUGUUCGCUGCCAGCGCUCUCGCAGCGAACCACGGGUGUAUGGUAGUGUACAGACGAUCGUUCGUCCGGCAAGUACAUACGCAAUUUCGAUCGUGUCGCGCGAGUUCGCGCCGGUAGUUCAUCGAUAUCGUCGCUAAAGCGCCGAGUCAGCGCGCUCGCCUAACCCAUACGCCGGAACACGAGGCGCCUCGUGCGUCGUAAUUUUUGCUGCCGCGGUCGAACGUACGCGCUGUCGCAGAGGUCGGGCCAGUGCAGCGCGCCUCGUGUCGCGUUACCGAACGCGCCGCAGUCGCAGCCUAAGCGCGUCAAGUCAGUGAAUUCGUUCGUACGGUGUCGCGCGUGCAGCGGCCGCGUGUUCUCGUGCAGGCACUGCGCGCGCCUGCUGAGAAGUGCCGAUUAGAGAGAGAGGGAACUGUCGCGCUGUUUCUUCCGUCGCAGUGAGUUCUCAGUCGCGUAUCUUCGUAUCACUGACGAGAACAAUCGUCGCGAGCUAGUCGGCUUCUCGACAUGAAGAAUCUCUGUGCCUCGAGACUGUGAAGUGGAGGUUAGAUCGCCCGUCUGCGUGACUUGCGCGAGUGCGAAGUUGCUCCAUCUUUCUCGAAGGAGAAACGAGAGCUGUGCUCCAACUCCUCUCGCGAGUACGACGAGUCCGGAAGCGCGACGGUGGACCCUCGUGGCAGGAUCGAGUGCGCACAAGGUGCGACCUCGUGCACGGUUCUUCGUGGGCCUCGUGUUUUUGUCUCACGGUAGCCUCGUGUGCCUGCAAGAUGGCGGCCAAGGUAGCCAGUGGCGCGCAGGGCGGUAGCGAACGGCCAGGAGGCCCCGGUCAGUCCUACGCCAGUGUGCUCAACCCGAAGAGUGGCAUCGAGAACCGAGCGAGCACAUGCACUGGCAACAAUAAAGAGAACAUGGGCGGUCAGUCUGUCAAUCAGGUGACAACGACACUGCAGCAACAUCAGCGUCAAUUGCAUCAUAGCCAUCAUCAGCAGCAACAGCAGCAGCAGCAGACGACAACUGCGAAAGAGCAGAACACGUCAGCGAUGGCAUCGAGCGUCGUCAAGGGUAAGUCCUAUCAGAGAACCGGCCGGUGUCAGCCGACGCAGACGACGCAGCCGACACAGACGGCGAACAAGUGUCCGGACAAACGUUUCUGCAGUGACAGUUUAUCAAAUGCGCCGUGGAGUGUCCUCGUCGAAAUGGACACACCGCCGAUCGCCGGCGUCCGUAAGGAGGCGCUGACCGCGCCGCCUCGCGACAAUGACGUCGACGAGCAGUUGAACAACGGCGACGUGGGCAGUGACGGCGAGUUUCAAACGGUCGCGCCGAAGAGCGCCCGGCGCAAGGAGAAGUUGCGCGAGCAGCAUCAUCGUGAUCAUCAUCGGGAACGUCAUCGGUUGCGCGACAAUAGCCGCCAUCAGCAGCAAACACGUGGUCUCGGCGGAGCCAGCGCCGGCGCUGGAGGCGUCGGUAGGGGUGGCAGUAACGAGAGGUCGCACAAGGAACGCGGCGACCGUAACGUCGCCUUCAUAGUCGCCACCGCCGCCGCCGCCGCCACUGUCACGGAGCACAACUCUAAAGAAAUUCACCGGAGUGACGAUCAGGAUGUCGAGACCGAAGCGCAAUCGGCACCCCCGCCGCCUUCCAUCAAAUACGUCGAAGCGCCCCUGCCUGCGGUGAAUCCCUGGACGAAAAGCAGAACGUCCGCGACGACGCAAACCGCCGCGACCUUGGCCUCCACUAGCGUCUUUGCGAUGCAGGUUGACAGGCAGAGCGAACGAGAAAAGAGGGUGUUACAGCCGCAGCAGCAACCGCCGCAGCAGCAGCAGCAGCAGCAGCAGCAGCAGCAGCAGCAGCAGCAGGUUGCCACUACCGAAAAUGGGGUCAGCAGUAGUGUUCAGCCUACGAUUGUCAAAGCUCCCAGAGAUAGGAGAAAAUUCAACCAGAAGGCAAGUGACUUUACAGACAUCGGAGACUGGCCAACUUUGGGAACACAAGGAGAGAAAAAGGUGACCACAUCACCACCUAAACAAAAUGGUACUGUCGAAUCGAACAAUUCCAAAGAGACUAGUACCAGCGAUGUUGAGAACAGAGGGAAGGAGAAUAAAGAGCAGAACCACUGCCAAGACGAUAGCGACGAGAACGAAAAGAAAAGAAAAGUGAACAAACAGAAGUGGCUUCCGCUGGAUAUUAACCCACCGAAAAGCCGUGGUAAACGAGAACGAUCGCCAAAGUAUCAAAGUCAGAGGGAAAGAAAUAACGAAGAUGGUGAGCAAACGUGGCGCGAGAGGGAUUAUGACCGAUCGAUGGGGUAUAAUAAUUAUCGAGGUGGUCGCGGUGGAAGAAGUUACAGAGGCAGAGGACGCGGACGUGGUGCUAGUCGAAAUGGUAAUUUCAGGUACCGACAGGAUCACGAAUAUCAAAAUUAUGCUGGCACGGAUUAUGUACAGAUGCUUAAAUACGAACAGCCGGAUCCUACAUAUAUGAUGGGACAUUGUUUGGGAACGUUCUAUUAUAAUAAUUACAUGAACUUAGAUACUAACACGUUAAAAGAAUAUAUACGGAAACAAAUAGAGUAUUACUUCAGCGAAGAAAAUCUGAUGAGAGACUUCUAUCUUCGUCGCAAAAUGGACAUUGAAGGAUUUGUACCCAUCACUUUUAUCGCAUCUUUUCAGCGUGUACGAAAUUUAACAAUGGAUGUACGUUUAGUGACAGAGGCAAUUAUGGAAUCUGACAAACUAGAAUUGGUGGAUGGCUACAAGGUCAGAACAAGGUUUGAUCCGUCAAAAUGGCCUAUUCUAGAUACAGCGGACAAACAGUUCUUUCCAGAUUCUUCAGAAUUAUACAUACCACCGCAAAAUGAAAUAAUACCCAAUAUACUUGAAAGCGAUUUUUAUCCUGCUUCAAGGCCUUUAUCCAGCAUACCUGAACCUCUUGCGGUUCCAUUUGUUCUUCAAACUGAUCCUGCCAUUUCGAUACGAGCAACGUGUGAUGAAUCGGAAAGUAUUUCUUUGUUGAUAGGCGAGACUUUAAAUCCUGAUGUGCCAGAAUUUAUACCGACGGAAUUGACAGGAAAUAGUAAUGAUCUACCUACCGCUAUAAACAAAAAUAAUGAAACGAAGAAGGAAGAACAACCUAUAAAAACAAAAGAGAUCAUUGCCGAAUCAACAAAUAGCAUUGUAACUCCUAUUUCUAAUCAUAAUCCUUUUAUGAAGAAAGACAAUAAAUUACCGAUUGUGGCACAUUCUUCCACUUUAAAUUGUUCGCAAGAGGACCAAGAAAAUGGAAAAUCAAAUUCAUCGAACGACGAUACUUGGCAAGAGGUGAAAAGAAGAGUUAAGCAGCCGCACAAAGAGAAAUCUGAAGAAAAAGAGAAACCUGAUACCAACAAACGCGAGGAACGAGAGGAAUUGGAUUUCCAAUUUGACGAGGAACUCCGAAUUGGUCGAAAUAAUGCCUUUUCAGAAUGGUCUGAUGAUGAAGAUUGCGAACUGUCGGAUAGGGAUGUUAAUAAAAUCCUUAUCGUCACGCAAACAUCUAGACCUCCAAAGCACGAAGGUUAUGACAGAACUGGAGACUGGGUUACAAGAGUAAAAAUGAGUCGGGAUUUGGAACGGGCCAUUAAUGAUGGAUUAUUUUGUUACGAAGAAGAUUUAUGGACUCAGGAUCGCCAAAGGUAUGGCUCGUCGUCGUCCAUUGGAAGUUACAAAACCAUCAAUGUAAUUAGCCAAGAGGACUUCGAAAAGAUGGCACCGAAAGCUCCUAGAAAAGCUAAUCCGGAAUUACCGCCGCCACCUCCCUCUAUUGCAGACGAUUUGGAACUUGUGCAAUCGUUAUCACAGCUACAGCUUCCGUCUACGAGUCAAGAGUGUCAAGAAAGGAAAGAUCGUAGAACAGAAAAGAAUCGUUGGAAUGAAAAGCCAAAGGUCGAAAGAGAAGAACGAAGAGGUGCGCCUCGUUUCUUUGCCGUUGUAAAGGAUGGACCAUCCGUUGAUCCGAGAACGCCCAGAAAAAGGAAAACUCGUCACAGCAAUAACCCUCCAGUGGAACAUCAUGUCGGUUGGAUCAUGGAUGUUAGAGAGCAUCGUCCUCGAACAUACUCUACGGGGAGUAGCGCAGGCACCAGUCCUAAUGAAGGUUACUUGUCGAGUAGCUAUGGUAGCGUACCACAGGCUCUACCUACGUUCCAACAUCCAAGUCACGCCUUAUUAAAGGAAAAUGGUUUCACUCAGCAGGUGUAUCACAAGUACCAUUCGCGCUGUUUGAAAGAGCGCAAGCGGUUAGGCAUUGGAUUAUCGCAAGAGAUGAAUACUCUUUUCCGUUUCUGGUCGUUCUUCCUGCGUGAAAAUUUCAAUCGUACUAUGUACGAAGAAUUUAGGACUAUUGCCAAAGAAGAUGCUUCCCAAGGAUACCGAUAUGGACUGGAAUGUUUAUUUAGAUUUUAUAGUUAUGGCUUAGAGAAGAAAUUCAAACAUCCACUGUACAAAGACUUCCAAAUGGAGACAAUAUACGAUUACGAAAGUGGACAACUGUAUGGACUGGAAAAAUUCUGGGCAUUUUUGAAGUAUUAUAAGAAUUCCGAUCGGCUUCAUGUGGAUCCUAAACUGAAAGAAUACCUAUCGAAAUUCAAGAGCAUCGAAGAUUUCAGGGUAGUGGAGCCACAAAUACUUGAGAUGCUUUACGUUGCGAAAAAGCGCAAUAGAAGCGUAUCCGAAAGCGCCAGCGGCGAAGAUGUGCGAACAAGCAGAGAACGUCGGCUCUCGGGUGGUUCCAGCACCGUCACACUGCCAACCACAAAUUCUGAAAGUAGUAACGCGCAAAAGUCACGUUUGGAGCCCGUAAAUUCACAAUUUCGUAACAGAGCUAGUUCCUUCGGUUCCGGCAGGCUAACGAGCUAUCCUCGACGAUGGAACGACCCUACGACGUCGUCGUCGAUCAAUCAACGAGAUUUCAACAAACAUCAGCCUCGUAGUAGGCACAAUUCCGAUUCCUGCACGAAAUCUCAUGAAGUAGUGAACAAAUCGCAAGUCACUGCCAGAGAUCGUACUCAACCAAGCUCCAAGCCUGAGACGAGCAAGUUCGUCACCAUAAAGUUGGAGAGCUCUUCGUCCUCUUCCCAGAAAUGAAAAACUCAGUUGUGACGCGGUGAUAAAACGCGCAUAAACUUUCAUUCUUUAAGUGAUUCUACGAAGGUGAAGGAAAGUGCAUCAUUCCGCCUUCGGAAAUGGAACGGUGUUUUACGUAACGUAUGCCGUGAGAACGUUGAGUGAUAAUGAUCGAAAAAAUAUAGUGCAUAACGAUGCACCGACAAAGGUCUGAAAGAAGAAAACAUGGGAAUCGCCGAUUCUCGCGAUCACGAAGAUUGUCGUCGCGGAGUAGAAACAUCCGCGAAAUGUGAAUGCGCAACACUAAGCUUGUAACUGUAAUACAUUAUUCGGUAAAAUAGUAUCUAAUUUUUAUUAGAGUCUCUAAGCAAGGCAUGGUCAUCAUCUCAUGUGAGAUAAUUUUACUUGCUUUUCUUCAUUGCUUAUGAUGUUUACAUUGCACUACAAGAUGACAAAUAAUUAACAAAGAGGAAGGAGAGGGACGAUAAGAGCCGGACAUGUAUGUAUAAGGAAAUUUAAUGAUGUAAAUUUAUUCAGGUCUUUUUGUCCGUAAGUUUUAUUUUGUGUGUUUUAAUCUUUAUAUACACAGGUUUUUCGUGACAAAGAGAAUGCACUUUAUAUUUUUACAUCAAGAGAGUAAAUGCCAAAUGUGAAAAUGUAAAAUUAUCUUAAUUUGAAAGAGACGACAUACAGAUCAAGCAUUUGUAUUCGUCAAACGUAUUAGAUCCGUUCGAUCUGCACGUUCCUUUGUUAUUUUACUCUCUCCAAUAUCCUAAUUUAUUCCAUCUUAAAUGCAAAAAGUGCCACAGGAUACGUUUGAAAUAAUCCUAUUAUUGAGCUUAAAUAUCGUAUGAAAUUGAUAGACUAAUAGUGAUGAUUUACAGCUGCACAACUACUUGUCUAAUUUAUACUGUCUUUUGAUUAUGGAGAUCAGAACUGGAACUCGAAUUUUUUUCUGAUUAUUGGGCGCUUUUAUUGACAGAGGCACCCCUUUUUGUGUUUUUUCUUCUCUUUAGUGAAGAUCCUUUUUAUAGUAAUUUUUUACGCGUUAAAUGUGCGCUUCUAUUAUUCAAUGUAUGUAUAAUUUAAUACUUUUAAUAGUAAUUAUUUAAUUUCGGAUUGGUAUAAAACCCAUGUCCCAAAAAGUGAGAAAAAAAUGCUUUCUUUAGUAACAUAUGAACAUAGUUCUCUAUAAGUCUUAUAUAAUCAUAAAACUGUUUAUUCAUGUCUAUUCAUCAAUUUAAUGAUAUAAAAAUUUAAGAAAUAUUUUCUUAAUACAAUGAGAAGUAAUGAUUUGAUAUCACAGUAGUUGAUUACGUUAAUUUGAUUACAGUGAGAUUAUUAUCAAGUUUAUAUUAUUUUUAUGCACUUUUUGUUAGACUUGUAAUUUUAGUUUGAUCUAUCAUAAAUAAUCUUGAUAGUUAAAUAAAUAUUAAAUCAGUCAAACGUACAACACAAUACAAUGACAUAUUUAUAUCAUUAUUUUAAAAGAAAAAUAUGUAAGAUCAAACUUACAUGAUAGUAAUAAGGCUGCUAAGAGCUAAGCGUUGAUAUUGGUGUCAAUAGUAGUGGCCUUAUUACUAUCAUAUAAGUUUGGUUUUACCAUCAGAGCUCUAAGACACAUGUUUAAUUACUUGAGAACUAUGACUACGCUACUAAAGCAUACGCAUUAUAUGAAAAGUAAUACUAUUAAUAAUGGAAUAGACCGCCCGUCUGUAACAGUCAUAAUAAUGUUUAGAAAAGAUGAGUCGCUUUUUCCAUGUCCAAAAAAUGCUGUUGAAUUAUAGUAGUAACAGCUGUAAGAAAUGUUUCGCGCUAAACUUUAUAGUUUACUUUUCAAGAUUUCCGUAUUUUACGGAUGAUUAUUUUCUACUUAUCUUAUGUUUGCCAUAUUUAAUUUUUGACCAUAAAACAAUACAUAGACAACGGCGCAAGCGUAGUUCACAUAGAAAAGUUGACAUACCGAGAAAUAUCAACGAAAUCUUAUCAAAUUUUCACAUAUUCAAAUUUAAAAUCACCUAGAAUCUUAGCUGAUAAUCUUUUCGAGAUUAUCAGCUGAAAUUGUAGUAUGCUAUUGUGUAUUCGUUGAUUGAAUCUGCAAGCAUAUGGACUUAGAUAAGUAUGCGCCACUCGAGUGAUGGUUCUGUCAAAAUCCUGCACUUUGAAUCGAGUGAAACAAUAUCAUUACACGAUUAGUUCACAUUGUAUUUAUUCCGCGUCAUGAGAAAAGGAAAAAAUGAGUUGGACAUUUGUAAAUAGAAAGUACAGUAAGCACUGGGCUUGUCAGUCGGCCAAUCAAACGAAUCGGCGGAUUUCAUUUCUAUUAUUUUAAGCAGAUCGACAGUCGAGUCGCGCUGAGAUUGUUUUUAAAACGCAUAUUCGAAGGGACGACGAUCUAUUUAGCCUUUCUACCCGUAUUCCGAUGUCGUUCUUAACAGACACACGCACCACUAGUCAUGCAUCGUGCCGAUGUACUAUAUCACAUAUCGUUUCGUUCGCUUAAUCACAGAAUUUAAGCGUAGAAAACUACACAAGCGAUUGGCAGUAAAAAUGAGGAAAACUCUGGCUCACAUAUACGCGUUAACAAUUAUCUGAUGUUCACGUGUGUGAUGUAGUACACGUGUAGUCACGAUACACUAAAUAUUUAUUUGCCCAAACGGCGCGUGCGCGCGCGUAUAUUUCGAGAUGUCUCACGAUUGAGAUCUACACAAUAACGACAUUAACGCCGUUUUCGAAAACGGGUUUUCGAGAUCGGACGCGAAUGAACCUCGCGAGUGUAAUUUUAAUUGCAAUAUCAAAUGGGCGACAAGAAAAUGACUCCGACGCGGACGCUUACGUGCUACACUUCCGCGUUGUCCGGUGCGGCAUUUCUUAAAUUUUUCUCCCCGCGGUCUUUCCUUUCUUCGUCUUCCCGCUGUUACUAUGAUAACUCCCUUCUCAUGUCGAACGAAGGCGAAAUGCAAAGCGGAGUCGCGUGAAUUCUCAUACAAAGAGAUUACUUAGUGUCGUUAAAUACAGAAUCGUAUUCCGCGCGUCGUCGUCCGAAUUCCCCGUCGGCGACGCUCAAACGCAGCAAACAAUCUAAUUGUUAAAUUGCCCGUUGCAAGUGCGUAUUUUUGAUGUGCUCUUAUUGAUUCUUACGAGGCGAGACGCGCCUCCGCCUAGUCGGCUUCUUGAUAACAAAUGGUUUGCACCUCGCAAUCGUGCGCAAGAAUAACGCCUAAUAUAAAUUUAGAAAAAAAACGCACCCGUCGAUACGUUUCCGCGAGAACACAUUUUUUUUUAGCGAUCGCGACAACUGACGAUGAUUCUCGAACGAAACGACAAUCGAAAGUCACUGCGUCCGCUCGAGAACGAUUCGUUCGCGAAGAAGAAAGAGGGAUAACGUACGAGUUUGACAUUGUCAUCAUUAUCAAUCAUAAUCAUCGUAUCAUUAUUACUACCAUUUGAAAGAAAGUUGCCUGGUUUAAAUUUAAAUUAGCAUAUAUCAAUAUGCUAAUACGGUAUACACAACAAAAAGUCCCGUAAAUAUUUUUCGCGUUAAGAAACUUCUCGUGCUCACUGAGCGAAUCAGAAAAAAAAAGAAAACGAAACGUUCUCGAGGAAAGGAAGAAAAGAACGAUCGAGUCGAACGGACGGAGGAGAGAAAAAAUGAGGAAAAAAAGUUGUAUUAGCACAAAUAAUUACCGGUCGAUUUUCAGUCAGUCGCGAUAUGAUAAUAGCUAUUGUACAGAUACCAGACAAAAAUGGAGAACAGCGAUAAAAUAAUCGUAAAAAUCUGCUCACGUGUUGAUUACUGUACAUACUUUCAUAGUUCGGUUUAGAUUAUAGUGAGCGGUAUACGCCUGUGUAGACUUAUCAGAGUAGUUUUUAAGCGAGUGACAGAUUUUACUUUAUCGGUGCCGAUUAUACAAUAAUGGAGUAACGUCUGUUUAACGAUAAAAAUUAGUAUUGUAAGUUUAAAUUGGUUUGUAAUUUAGAUACAAGCUUAUAAUAUUUAGACGGACUUGUUCCUCGUGGCGUGCCGCGAAAAUCGUGUGGAAAACGUACAAUUAGGGAGACGUAUUUUCUGAGAGGGAAACGUUUAUAUUGGGAAAAUUAUGUUGGGAGAGAGAACGAAUACAAGAAAUACACUGACGAAGUGCUGAAUUCUUCAAUGUAGGAACCGUUUCAAUGUAGGUACUGUUUUGUUGUCUAAAUAGUCCAAGGCGUUGCAGGAUCACCCUGAACGUGUGCAAGGUGUCUGAAGAGUGUCUCGACACGUCCUGAGCACAUUCACAGGAUGAUCUCGCGACAUAUUGUGCUGUUUAGAUAAUAUAUUAAGCGUUAUUUUCUUUCCGAAAGAGGCGAUCGAAGAAAUGUAGCAUAAUAAUGUAUAUAGUUUUUAUCCAAAGUCGAUGAGCCACGCCACGAGAUCGACGUCCAAAUGUAUAAAAAAAAGGGCAAAUUAUAUGUAUGCAUAUAUAUACAUAUAUAUGUAUGUAUAAUAUAUGCAUAAUAUAUGUGUGUAUAUGUAUAUAUACUAUAAAUUCGUACAUUGUUACUUAUAUAUUGCUAAUAAAUCUUAAUUUUACACUUAAGGCUUAUACUAUAAAGGAAAGAAAAAGCGGGAUGGGGUUACUGGUUGCUGACACAAUUUUGAGAAAAUGUAUAAAAAAAAUAUUUCGUAUAUAGAUUAUAUAAUGCUAGAGAGAGUGAGAGAAUGAGAGAGGGGGAGAGACAGAAAUUGAACGAAGAGUAAUCGAUUAUGUAGAUGUGAACAUGAUGUUUUAAGGAGGGACCGUACUGGCAUUUUCAUAUACAUUGUUACUUGAUCUUCUCAGGCCUCUAGAUUCCAUUCGGGAUCGCCAAACUUCCAGCGCACAUUGUGCCUUUGUUUAUAAGCUCUUAAACUAUGUCUGUUGAGCGUGUACGAGGUAGGUUUAACUUAAACUUUCGCCAACGAAUUGCAGUAGUUUCAGAAUUCAUUCAACGACAUCGGUACGCAGUAAACGAGCUGUAUAGUGAUAUUUCGGAGAAUUUCACCUCCGUAUAGGAAACAUUUCGGCCAGAAAAGACAUGCCGAUCUGAAAAAAAAUUGUGCGAGUAAACCGUUGUCGAUAGGGUCCCUCCUUGAGCAUCGCGUGAAUGUAUGACCUAUCGAGAAGCGUCCUUGGCGGCGAAAGCAUGUGCAAAAUUUGUUAAGCAAGAUCUACGAAUUGCGCGGUCGCGAUUCGAUCUCACGAUAUGAGUCGACAUUACUUAUAUUGCUCAUGUAAUACGUUUGAUCUGUAAUGUGUCAAUACGUUAUUAUUGAUGUUAUUAUUUCUCAUCGUCUCUCACUAUACUCGUUUAGUGGUGCUACGAUUUUAGCGCGGUAAAGUCUCAACUCGCACACCACCGCAUCACUUUCGCUUCGUCGAAUCCGUUCAUUUUGCCGCUGCAAAAGCUGUAUCGUAAUCUGUCGCUCAUCGUGAUCCGUCGGGGGAAAGCCUCGGUAUUUUUCCUCGAGGUAAAGCAAGGUGAAACGAGACGACCGAACGAUCUCGACAGUCUUCGUCGAAAAUUAUGAAUUUCCAUCGGCGACAGGUCGUCGAAGUCCAACAUCUUCCCAUUGAUCGUUUCAUCUUAUCUUAGGAAAUACCGAUAUUUCCUCCUUAACACUUUGACUGCCGCACCGAAUUCGAGCAACGCCGAAUUCUGUGGUUGCCCCACAAGUACACGCUUCCAUAAAGCAUACGGAUCAUGUGAAGUACACCAUAUCAAUGGAAAGAUGAUUACAUCAAAUUCUGUUAUUCAAUUCACUUUUACGCACACAAUAUCUGAGUUCUUAUUUAAUAUAUUGCUUCAGUAUAAAUUGUGAAACCGAUAUCUUUUCGUUCAAAAGACAUUCACUACAAAAAGGUAAUCUUAAAAUUUAAUUAAAGAUUGUGUUAUGUCUCUUAGAUUUUGCUUUUCAAAAGUGUGCAAGAAAUAAACUUGAAUAAUUUUCUUUUCGAUA